Molecule: messenger RNA, 500 nt
Organism: Gekko japonicus
Lineage: Eukaryota; Metazoa; Chordata; Lepidosauria; Squamata; Gekkonidae
Product: SWI/SNF-related matrix-associated actin-dependent regulator of chromatin subfamily A containing DEAD/H box 1-like
Exons: 4
Cellular component (GO): nucleus
Molecular function (GO): ATP binding; DNA binding; chromatin binding
Source: RefSeq, a predicted model, not a curated record
AUGAAAAAGAGAGAAUUGCACAUGCCAAGCAGAUAAUGAAACCAUUCAUCCUGCGAAGAGUUAAAGAAGAGGUCCUUAAACAGCUACCACCAAAGAAGGACAUUAUUGAGUGGUGUGAAAUGUCUGAGAAACAGGAGCAGCUAUAUCAGGACCUCUUCAACUGCUUAAAAAGGUCUAUUGACAGUCAAGAAAAGGGUUCAGAAAUGGGCAAUGUCAUGAUGCAGCUAAGAAAAAUGGCCAAUCAUCCACUUUUGCACCGCCAAUAUUAUACACCUGAGAAACUUAAAGUGAUGUCAAAACUCAUGCUCAAGGAACCUACACACUGUGAGGCAAAUCCUGACCUUAUAUUUGAAGACAUGUCGGUGAUGACAGAUUAUGAGUUACAUUUGCUUUGUAAACAAUAUGCAAAUAUCAGCGACUUCAAACUAGAGAUUGAUCUUAUUCUGGAUUCUGGAAAAUUUAGAAUACUAGGACGCAUGCUUUCAGACUUUAAAGAAAAG